This is a messenger RNA of Rubroshorea leprosula, 737 nucleotides long. NCBI's taxonomy places the organism in Eukaryota, Viridiplantae, Streptophyta, Magnoliopsida, Malvales, Dipterocarpaceae. The record is from the annotation of a GenBank genome assembly.
AAAAUUUUUUCAUGGCCCAUGUUUCACCUGUCCAUAAUCCUGGGCCGAGAUCAGUCUAUGGUCGAUAGUCCAUCUUGUACUUGUUGCCUCAUCUUGACCUUGAAAUAUGAAAUUGGGCCUAUAUUGAGCCGAAUUUCAUGGCCUAUGGGCAAUGGCAUGGGCCAUUCGUACAGGCUUGUGUUUUUUCAACGAACCUGCCACAACUUGGGCCCGUUUUGUGGUUGUAUGGAGUUUGGCAUUCCUCACCGGACAGAGAGUAUCCCCAGCGCUGUUGUACUGAGAUCCCAGUGCAUCCUUCAUCUGUGCAGUUUCCGGUGGAGUUCGGGGGCAUGGCAGCCGAAGCAAGAGCAAGGUGCUUAAGCGAAACUUAUCUCUGGCGCUAUCUUUGAGGUUGCAUGAUGAAUUCCGUAUUUUUUUAAUGUUAACUUCAAGAAAUGCAUAUCUGUUGAUCAAAUCUACGAUCAGAGAAAUUUCUUCAAGAGGCAACGUCUAUAAUGAUGUUAAAUUUUCUUAAAAAUUCAAAGCCUUUUUGUGAAUCUUUUAUUAUGGAAGCUUUAAAUCUGGAGCUUCAGUUUCUACAAUUUUCAGAAGCUCUUUAAACCAAAGAGGCACUUGUCUCUUUUUAGGAAGUGAGGGCAAUUGCAUUGUAAUUGUACUCCCUUUUGGCCUUUUUUUUUUUAGUUUGUACUAGUUUCACUUUUGCUAGUAGUUUGACUUAAUAAAUCUUUAUAAAAGUU